AAGACUCCUUCGUGUUCGCAAUUCCCAAUGCUUCAUUCCUUUUUAACUCCCCCGAGAUCCCUGGAAGCUCGGCAAUGGGCGUGGAGAUGGAGGAGAAUCGAGGAGCAUUCGAUGGUCACAGGGCGGCGGAACUCAUGGUUGAGCUCCGGGAAGCAUUCGGGUCUGGGAGGACGAGGAGCUAUGAGUGGAGAGUCGCGCAGCUCAAGGCUCUUUUUAGGAUGAUUGACGAGAAGGAGGCCGAGAUCAUGGCUGCUCUCUACUCCGACCUCGCUAAGCCCGAGCUUGAAGCUUUCUUGCAUGAGGUUUCUUUGACGAGAUCUGCAUGCCAACUAGCUCUUAAGGAACUGAAGCGUUGGAUGAAACCAGAGAAGGUUUCUAGUUCUAUUACCACUUUUCCAUCAUCAUCAGAAAUUGUGUCAGAGCCCCUUGGUGUUGUGUUGAUCAUAUCAGCAUGGAACUACCCCUUCAUACUAUCUCUUGACCCAGUAAUUGGAGCUAUUGCUGCUGGGAACGCUGUUGUUCUAAAGCCUUCUGAAGUUGCACCAGCUACAGCAUCAUUUUUUGCUAGAACUUUGCCAGCUUAUCUAGAUAGCUCUGCCAUUAGAGUUGUUGAGGGAGCUGUCUCUGAAACAACUGCACUUUUAGAGCAGAAAUGGGACAAAAUUUUAUAUACAGGUAAUAGUAAAGUAGGCCGCAUUGUUAUGGCUGCAGCAGCAAAGCACCUUACACCAGUGGUCUUAGAGCUAGGCGGAAAAUCUCCUGUCGUUGUCGAUUCAAAUGUCAAUCUAGAAGUGGCCGUAAAGAGGAUUAUUGUUGGCAAGUGGGGAUGCAAUAAUGGUCAAGCUUGUAUAUCUCCAGACUAUAUAAUUACAACAAAAUCUUUUGCUCCAAAACUGGUGGAGGCACUCAAAAGUACUUUGGAGAAAUUUUACGGGGAAGAUCCUUUGGAAUCAAAAGAUUUAUCACGUAUAGUGAAUUCCAACCAUUUUGCACGCUUGACAAGGCUCUUGGAUGAGGAUAAGGUUUAUGGCAAGAUUAUUUAUGGAGGGCAGCGAGAUGAGAAAAAGCUCAAAAUAGCCCCUACGCUCUUAUUUGAUGUUCCCCAUGAUUCUCUUAUCAUGAAGGAGGAGAUAUUUGGUCCUAUACUUCCUAUUAUUACGGUUGACAAGGUGGAAGAGAGUUUUGACAUCAUAAACUCUAGAACAAAGCCCCUGGCUGCUUAUCUCUUCACCAAAGACAAGAUUUUGGAGGAGAAGUUUGUCAAUAAUGUAUCGUCUGGGGGAAUGCUCAUCAACGACGUAGCCCUUCAUCUUGCAAACCCGAAUCUACCAUUUGGUGGUGUCGGAGAGAGCGGGAUCGGGGCUUACCAUGGUAAGUUCUCAUUUGAUGCAUUUUCUCACAAAAAAGCCGUCUUGCAUCGCAGUUUCGGCGGUGAAGCUCCUGCAAGAUACCCUCCAUAUACACUCAAAAAGCAAAGAAUUCUCAAGGCUUUACUUGGGGGUGAUAUCAUAUCACUUGUUCUUGCUUUACUUGGAUGGCCUAGAUCAUGAAUUCUCUAUAGUUGGUAUAGAAACAUGUUUGGUUGAUCAUAUUUCUUUAUCAUGUGGAGUGAGUUCCUCCCUUUCCCUUCAAAUUCUGUAUGAACAGCUAUAAAUAAUUUGAUGAAGAGAUAAACAUAGCAUCUGGUCUUUUAAAUUUUGGAUAAAUGUGGGCAGGUCAUUUUGAUCCA
Molecule: messenger RNA, 1729 nt
Organism: Dioscorea cayenensis subsp. rotundata (Guinea yam)
Lineage: Eukaryota; Viridiplantae; Streptophyta; Magnoliopsida; Dioscoreales; Dioscoreaceae
Product: aldehyde dehydrogenase family 3 member H1
Exons: 10
Coding region: 75-1550 (491 amino acids)
Biological process (GO): aldehyde metabolic process
Cellular component (GO): cytoplasm
Molecular function (GO): aldehyde dehydrogenase (NAD+) activity
Source: RefSeq, a predicted model, not a curated record